AUGGCGGCUGUUUUGGGCAAGCAGCGACCUUCCCGCAUUAAAUUACAGCCUAUACAAUCUUUACCGACAUUGCCAGUCGCGUUAGCUGCUGAGGAACAGGAUGUGAAAACAACCCAACACAAACAUUCUACUCCACGGAAACCGUCUGAUGUGGCCAAUGAGCAGAACCUGUCAAUAUUAGAGAGAUUUUCCUUGUCAAAAGCACCAGCAAUACGGAAUGUACAAAUUAUAGACCUUGUGCAUUCAUUCGACGCAACAUUACAGGACAGCCAUGUGCCAUUUGACAGACCCUUGUUUGAUCCCAUGCCUGCUGAGGUCAUUAUACAAGGUUUUGACGUAUUGCAUACGUAUGAAGUCGAAAUUCGCUUCCGGAAUGCUGAUCGACAUGCAAGAUCUAUAAGACUGGAUCCUCUAGAUUGUCGUUUUUUUAGAGUCGGCGGCAAGUCGAAAACGGUAUAUAGUGCCACGGCAGUUGCACCUGGUAUGGAAGCUGUAUUCCUCAUUACCUUCACCCCAGAAGAAGAUCGUGACUGCCACGCAAAUCUGCUGUGUACCACUGACCGUGAAUGCUUUGUUCUGCCCCUUCGCGCCGUUGGAUCUAGAGGUUUAUUGGAUUUGCCAGAUCAGAUACUUCUGCCUUCAGGAUUUGUUCGUAAACCCUCAGCAAGCCAGUUUCUUGUUCGUAAUGUCGGUCGGAAGGACUGCGAGUUUACGUUCGAGAUUCCUAAACCAUUCUUUGUAAAACCGACAAAAGGUCAUUUAGAGGUGGACGAGGGCAUACAGGUCGAUAUUGGACUCGACGCCGUUGCACCUGGUAUAUAUGAAGCUGAGCUCUUAGUCACGUACGAGUAUGGAGAAACCGUCGCCAUUCGAGUACAAGGACGUGCCGACGAAGCCGAUGUACGCCUCGAAACCAAGGCUCUCACUAUGGAUCAAACCUACAUUUCACUGUCUUCGAGUGGCAUGGAAUCGAUCAGCAACCGGACUGAUGUUCCUAUUCGAUUCCGAUGGAAAGCAUUUGCUACAGAAUCUGAUGAUAAGGUUCACCGUAAUCAGAGGGCUUUGCAGUUACAACAGCGACAUGAGGCACAAAUCAACGACACCGAUAUCGUUGAAGUCCUCGAUCCUUCGGUGAAAUCAGAACGGCUCAAGAAUGAAAUUAGACACGUCCAGCAAUCACCAUUGCUUUUCGAAGAGAGCUCCUUCUCGAUUGAACCAAGUGAAGGUGUCAUAUGGCCACAAUCUACAAUGGAUGUUACAGUCACGUUUCAUCCUCGUACAGCCGGAUCACAUUCUUGUAUUGCCUAUUGUGAAGUAGAUGGUCGAGAAACACGGCUACCCCUUUUAUUGGAGGGUGUUGGUCUCGGUCCCAAGACGCGAUUCGUUACGUGUGAUGUCAUUGAUGUUGAAGACAUUCUCAUUCACACCGUCCACUCCUAUGAGGUCUACGUGCGAAACGAGGGCUUCAUAGAUGCUCCGUACAACCUCAAGUCGUGCGGAUCCACCAACGCCACGAAUUUAGAAUUCGUACCCAGUGAAGGUGUCCUUAAAGUUGGUGAAGAAAAGAGUAUCAUGGUGGUCGUCAAGCCAAAAGAAAGAGGAGAAUUCAAUGUUGAGUCCAUUUGGGAUAUUCAGGGCGCUCCUAUACCACUGACUUUGGGUAUUAAAGGACGAGUAAUUGGCCCAAACCUUCUAUUUGACGCCGAGGCAUUAGAAUUUGGAGAUGUGCCAUGUGGUUUCUCUGUUGUGCUGCCAGUGAAACUCACAAACUCAUCCGCUAUUCCAGCUGCUUUCAAAUUACGUAUUGCUGAUAAUCAUGAUCGCACCGUAUCAAAAGAAAUACUAUUCGCGGAACCCUCUGAAGGCCUUAUUAAGCCCAAUCAAUCAGUAGAUUUGGAAGUGACCUUCACGCCAUCUGACGUGGCCGCUCUUAAAAUAAGAAUGGUAGUCGAUGUAGAAACAGUUGGUGUAGACUUCAUAAGUUUGCCAAUGGUAGCGGCUGGUAUAAUUCCUCACAUCAUUGUGGAUCAUCCUACUAUCGAACUCGGACGAUGCUUCGUUGGUCACGAAUACAGCUCAGCCGUGAGCAUACUAAACACUAGUGACUAUCACGGCAAAUACAAAAUGAUGCCUGCUGAGCUCAAGACAGAGGAUUGGGAAUACUCUACAGUUGAAUCGGAAGGACUGCUGGCAGCCAACGACACAACUACAAUCACCGUCAAGUGUAUCGUCCAUAAGCAGGGACCAUUUGAUAUGAAAAUUCCAAUGUAUGUAUCUGGCUAUGAACGUGAACGAUGUAUAGUGCAUUGUCGUGGCAUUGGUCGUGGUGCCAAAGUAGUGAUAUCUGAAGCAACUCUUGAUUGGAGUACAAUUCCAGUCCUGACGCAUGUAACGAAACGUCUCCACCUCAAAAACGAAUCGCCUAUUCCCGCUAGCUUUGAUCUCGCAUUUGGAAAGGGGACGACAUUCCAAACAGAAUCCAUGUCUGGUGUAAUAGCUCCGAUGACAUCAAAGUCUAUAGAGAUAGUAGCGCACUUAGUCGACUUCUUGAAAAAGAUUGACGCCUUAAAUAUUGAUGUGAUGGGCGAGAUACACACCGUCAAGUUGGUUGCUAGAGGUGAAGGGACUACUGUAACAUAUGACGAAUCACUGAAAUCUAUAGCUUUCGGCAACGUUUUUGCCGCGUCGGAUUGUAUUCGAGAAGUAGAGCUCAAGAACGAAGGAGCUAGAGCAUACAGUUUACGAUGGACGGUAACAGAAACUUCAGCCAAACCACAACCGGAUGGAAUUCCAAUAUUCGAAAUUCAGCCCUCACGGUUUGUUUUGGAGCCGGGAAAGACACAAAGUUUUGUGAUCAAAGCAUUCUCUGGGAGAGCUACUACAGCAAGUGCUGCUCUGGUAUGUCAAGGCACUGUAGAUAAGGAUCCAGCUAGACGACAGAUUGUAGAGUCAAAAGUCACUGCCACAUUUGUAGAACCGAUAUUUCUUGCUACUCCAUCACAGCUGCCGUUUGUAAUCCAACAUGCAAAAGCUGAUGACCCAGACUUUUGCACUCAAGACAUCGUCUUCACCAACAAGACGCCACUGCCGGUACAGCCCUCAUUCAAUUUCACGUCGCCAUUUAGUCUAUACACGUCGGAUAUACCGGUAGAUGCCGCUGUAGCGCCUGGUCAAAGCAUCACGUUGUCUGUAAUGUACGAUUUAUGUACGGGUGAUGGACCCACACGUAUCUGCCGUGUGGACCGGGGUGUACUCAAUGUCUCUUAUGCAGAGCAUCCACGUAAAGAGACUAUACAGUUGGAAGGCACAGCUACCUUCCCGAAUCUAUCAUUCCGACCAGAGACAGUCAAUUUUGGUCGUGUCUUGGCGUUCAAAGAACAACGCAAGUCCUUUACUAUCUAUAAUACCAGUCCUUUGCCAGCAGAGUAUUCGUGGUCGAUAGUGACGGAAGGGUCGACUGCAUCAGACUUUGAUUUGCAACCAUUGCAUGGUCGUCUGGCCUGUAGAGCAUCUCAGACCGUCGAGGUCUCGGUAUUGCCAACUAGAGAAGGUGUAAUUAGAUCUUACCUUAUAUGUGAUGUCGUGGGAGGUCCACAGUAUUCAUAUCCAUUGGUCGCAGAAGCAUGUGCUACUAUAGUGGACUCGAAGCCAGAACUUGUAAGCAAGGCAGAUCAGAAGAAGGCAUUGGCAGCAGAACAAGUCGCAAAAGAUAUUGCACCGAUACAGUCUAUAGUUAUCCCGACUCUAGAAUUCUCGUCGACGGAUUUAGACUUUGGUACGAUAUACUGCGGCUGCCGAAAAUCUCUGUUUAUUAGAGUCACCAAUACUGGUCAACUCACUGGUGGUUGGUCUGGAGUAAAGAUUCACUACCCAAAGAAGACUGCUUGGGGUAAAGAACCAGAACGGCUUCCCGCAGGCACGUUUGAGGUGUCGCCACCCUCGCAGCAAUUAGAACCCGGUGACUCUAUAGUAGUGACGAUCAAAUACUCGCCCCAAGAUGAGCGGGUCUAUAACCAGACGCAAGUGAUACAGCUUGUUGGUGGAGCCAAGCCUGUAAAACUCACCAUGAGCGGGAAGGCUCAAAACUUGAUUCCGAUAUUCUCUCCCGCACCAAUUGUAUUUGGGCCUAUAUUACCAUGCACCGAAUUAGAAUUAGCCGUCAAAGUAACCAAUCCAGCGUCGGUCCCCAUCGAAGUGUAUUCACUAGACUGUGAUCAGCAAUAUCUAGACGAAGACGAAACGCUACGCAUGUCGGCUCGAGCAGAAAGAGCGAAUCUUUUUUGCAUUCCGCUUCGAGAGGCUGGCCAGCCACUCAAACUAGUAGAUCCUGUUGUAGAGUCAGUCCAUGAGGUCCGCCUUGUAAACAUCAUCGUCUUGCAUGGCCCACCAUAUUCUGGACGCUCAUUGCAAUCAUCAAAGAUUGCCGAACUGUAUAAGUAUCAACUAGUAAGAUUUGAUGAAUUUAUAUCUGCUCCUGCUAUGGUCCGCCGUCAGUCUAUGCAACUGGAAAAGGAUGUUGGAUCCAGUAACUCUACAUCAAUGCACCCGAUCCCAGCAGCUCAUAAUGCGGAUGGGUCACGCUUGGAAGUAUCUAAUACGCCCAUGGACGAGACUUCGUUUAACGAGUUGGUAAAGGCACGACUGUUGAAGGACGAUUGUGCAAAUGGAAUAGUUAUAGAUGGGUUAGAAUGCGCCAAUCCAGUCGCUUCGCCUAUUGCUUGUAUGAAGUCUCUACUACGUCUGUUGGCUGAUGGACGAAGAAUUGUGUUUGUGCAUCUUCAGGCUAGCGUGCAACUUAUUCAUGAGAGGGAAGGGCUUGUCAAGAAACAAUUGGAACAGAAGCGCAUUGAUGCUGAAGCCCUGGCUGAUGUUCCCGAAUAUAUGUAUGAGAGCCUGUCGCCUGCUGAAAAAGCCAAGAUUGACAAGGACGUUGCCAUUCAAAAGAAACGCAAGAAGGAAUUGUUGGAUCAACAAAAGGCUGAACGUAAAAAGGAGGACGAGCACAUCACUGAGAAGAAGGAAGAAAAGACUCGUGGUGGUAGAAGGGUAGGCACUGGUCGUGCUGAAAAACCGACAGGCAAACCUGACCCCAAAGGUUCUUCCAAAGGACAACCAGAACGACCUAGUACGCCUCCCAAGCAAGCUGGUCGACAUCCUCAGCAGAAAACUGAUAACGCCGAAACUGAAAACUCGCUGCAAGUUCCAAAGGCUGGUGAUGGCACUAGUAAUGCUGAUGGAUUCUUGUUUGAUCGAUCGGCCCGUGCCCUUGAAUCGUAUAAGUCUAGUGUAGACGCACUUGUUGCACUUAUCAAAGAAGCUAUUCAGCCUGCCGUUGUUCAGCCGACUGAAAAGAAGGCAACGCCCGCAGUGGUAGUAUCUGGUCGACCACAAACUGCCAAUACCACCUUAACUGUAUUGCCGACUGUAGCCCCAACAGAGGGGGACGUAGAUGGUCCCUCGUUGCUGUACAAGGAGGUUGAUACCAACAUGGAUGUCAAUAAUGUGACAGACCUGGUCAAGGCAUCAAUCCCCGUCGCUCCUCCAGAAGAAGCUCCAGCUGUGGAAAUCCAAACCAUUCCACCACCAUUACUGCAAACUCUAUAUCGUAUCCCAGAUUUCUCCGAUAUUCCAUUAUCUAAACAGUUUUCAUUGCUGCCUACAAGAGGCCUUCUUACUGGUGAUGUACCGAAAGAACAUGAUCCAGAUGUAAAUAUCGAAACUAUACAAGUCGUUGCACCAACUCCUGCUCCAGCACCAGCUCCAUCUGCUCCAGCAGCUGGAAAAGGAGGAUCAAAGGCACGUCCGCUGGCAAAAAUUGCGGAUGAAGGCUUAAAGCCAGUAGAACUCGAAGACGAAAGUGUAGUCAAGGAUGCCGGUAUUCGUCGAUACCGAUGGGUCAUUCCAGCAAACGAAUCCAAGGAUGUGAUAAUAAAGUUUACGCCAAACGAAGAUGUAGGCAAAUUUAAUCACGAAUUCAUGUUUGGUGUAAUGGGAUAUCCUGGACGCCAUUUGCUGCCAUGUGUAGGACAAUCGCAAUAUCCGUAUAUAGCAUCUGAUCCGUCGCUUGUCUUCCCUAUACGGCUCAAAUCGGCCAGAGCUGGCAAGACUUCUAGCUUUAACUUUGGGCCAGUCUUGUAUGGAAAGACUAAAGAUGCUGAUAAAUUCCCUGAAAACCAUACUGUCUACAGGCUGGAAAACAUAUCGUCCUUCACAGUCCAUGCUGACCUGUGUUGGCGGAAUGAUGUAAGGUCGGAUAUAUUCAGCAUGACAACAGCAAAUAUGGCUGGCAAGAAUCAGCAUGAAGCGCUGUCUAUAGAACUGCCACCUGGGCAGUUUGAGCCAAUUGGCUUGGCAGCUUAUCCACGUGCAUCAGGAGUAUUUGAAGAUGCUCUGGUAGUUAGCGUCAGAGACAAUCCUACACCAUUCGUAUUUAAUCUAUCAGUCACUGGUGUCAAGCCUGAAUUUGAAAUGGCAAGCAAAGUUUUGUCUUUCGAAAGGGUGCUAUUGGGUCGUAAAGAAAAGAGAGAAAUCAAAUUCAAGAAUGUGACGACACUUCCAGCAUCGUGGAAGUUGAUUGGUGUAGAAGCUCUUGGAGAAGAGUUACGAUUGGCGCCCCUAGAUGGUAUUGUUGCAGCUGGCAAAGAAGCUGUCAUCACCUCUGAGUUCCAGUCUAAACGACCUAUAAUGCUUAAGAGGUUGUUGAAGCUCGAAGUAACAGACAAGACAGGCAGUGUCACUCAGACAGAGAACCUGUCGGUAAUCGCUGAAGCAUAUGAUGUAUCGGUUGAAUUGCAUACUCCUAAGCCAGGCGCAAUCGAGUAUGGCGUCCUUAAAGUAUUCGAUGAUGCUAGAGCAACAUGCUCUCUUCGUAACAGAGGCAAAUAUGAAGUCGGGUGGCGCUUUGUAUUUGAAGAGAAGUCAAUGAUGUCCUUUGUCACCGUGUCACCAAUGGAAGGAGUAUUGCAACCAUCAGACAAGUUUACACCCGUAUUCGUAGCAUUCAAAGCAUCAACCGAAGUAGCUAUAACCGAGGGUAUAAUCAAAUGUCAUUUCUUUGAAUUGACAACGAACGAAAUCAUGUGUACCUAUCCCAUCAAAAUCACUGGUCGUGCUGUAUUUAGUAAAUUCACAAUCACACCUUCGAAUGAACUCACGUUUGGACCAGCUGUGCAUGGUGCUGGCAAGAUAUCAAAGCAGAUCGUAAUCGAAAACUCUGGUGAUUUCGAUUUUAGGUUCUGCUUGUCACGAUUGGAAGCCAAUCCACCACCUGCUGCGAUAGGUAGUGGGAGAGCUAUAUCGGUGUUUGCUCCACUGCCUGUUACUCCUCAGACAGUAACACAACCUACUGCAGCUACUGCAGCUGUCGAUGGAAAAUCAGCUAGUAAAAAGCCCGUUGCGACAAAGAGUGUUGCUAAACCUACAGCUGAAAGGCCCAAUUCACCACCACAGUCUGUUGUUUCAGUACCUGUUGCUCGAACAGUGACUCGUAAAGAUGCUGGAAAGCAGACUGAGAGCUUGACUGCUGCUUCAUUCCGAGUAUUCCCGUCCAACGGUAAUAUCGCACCAGGUAGCAAACAAAUAAUUUCAGUAGAGUUCCAUCCUGAAGUAUGUGGUGUCUAUGAUGAAUCGCUAGGUAUCGAUAUAUCCGAUAGAUCUCCCACCGAGUCAGACCCAAUUGACUUCAGACUUUAUGGUGAAACAUGUGUACCAGGAAUAGCAGCUGAUCCAUCGACGAUCUUUGAUGGAUGUGUCAUAAUCCCACGACUCGAUCCAGGAUAUGGUAGUUUCCUUCAUUACGCAAUGGAAGAGAAAGUCUUGAAUUUCGGCCCAACACUGCUACAACCCAGUGUCGUAAAACUAAAGUUUGUAAAUCCUGGUAAAGUCCCCUGUGACUUGUCAGUCAAUGCCAAGACAUUACAAAAAGCUGUCCGGGGUAACAAGAAUGAUACAUCAGAUUGUGCCUUUGAUGUAGAUUGUAAAAAGUGUACAUUGGCAAGCUCAGAGACCAAGAUUGUUACCUUGACAUUCUCGCCAACUGCCACCCAAGCAUAUAGUGCCACGCUAGAAAUAAUGAUUGAUGGUGUACCCGACCAACGAUAUGCAUUAAUGACUUGUGAGUUACGUGGUGAGGGAGCCAUUCCACGUAUCGCUUUGGAGAAGCCUGUGCCGAAUGUGCCAGUAAAACCAGCGCCAGGAGCCAAACCCGUAUUGAAUCAACCCACUACGCAGCUACGCUUCCGACGCCUCUUUUUGGGUAAUUCGCAGUCUCUACCUGUAGUACUGAAGAAUCCCAGUAGCAUAAACGCCGUAGCACAAUUCGAGCUGGUCGAUGAGUCAAACAAUGUCGUUGACUUUGAAUUGAGGGGCUGUGAUAGACAAGAGACUAUACGACCCGGCUCAACACUAGCAUUUGAAGUCACAUGUAGACCUGUAAAUCAGGGUAAACUAGCUGCGUCACUCAGGAUUAAGUUGAUGGAUUCGGAAGCUGAAGCAAUGACUAUUGCUUUAACGGGUGAGGGUGCUAAAGACGAUGUCUUGCUAUCCAUGAUGGAAUUACCCAGUGGGUUGGACGAUGAGAAUCCCAUCGCAUUAGGACGCAUCCCGACUCAACAGGCUCAAUUGAAUAUAGUCACAGCUACAAACCACUCGAGUGAUCAUGUACGAGUCUCCUUUGUCCCAUCUGUAGCAGCAGUCGUAACAGCCACAUCACCAGUGAUAUCAUUCUCACCACCGACCUUCCAUCUGGCACCAGGACGAGAUAAGAAGAUUACACUGAGUGUGACCCUGUCAGAGUUGGUGGAUUUCAGUCAGUCGAUUGUGUAUAAAGUAAAUAGGAUUCGGUAUUCGGCUGCUUCUGAGGGUGCUAGUGAAUGGGACUCGGAAAAAACCAUUAUUAGAUGGACGAGAUCGGAUGCUGGGCCUGUGAGGUCUGUUGAGCCGCAUCCUGAACCGAAAUAUGAGACGCUGUCGCAGACUGAUAGGACGGUCACGGUUACCGCUACGGGUAUUCCGCCGUUACCAGUAACUUAA
This is a messenger RNA of Synchytrium microbalum, 9030 nucleotides long. RefSeq lists its product as uncharacterized. The record is from RefSeq and is a predicted model, not a curated record. The transcript has 10 exons. Gene Ontology annotation, biological process: axonemal central apparatus assembly; cilium movement. Bases 1 to 9030 code for a protein of 3009 amino acids. NCBI's taxonomy places the organism in Eukaryota, Fungi, Chytridiomycota, Chytridiomycetes, Synchytriales, Synchytriaceae. Gene Ontology annotation, cellular component: axoneme.